AUGGCGAUGGGGGAGGAGAGCAGCGGAGGUGAGGAUAGCAACCAGUGCAAAAUAGGGACGGCAGUUGGGGAAGUUGCAACCGGUUUGGGUGGAGAUGAUUUGGCACAUCACAAGGUUAGGGCCGAGAAUCAUGGGCUUGAAAGGUUGGAUAAGGAAAACAGAGACACUUGCUCCUUAGUUUUAGGUGUUCCAAAUUCAAGUGUUGAUGAGGGGACUGAAUUGGUGCUAUCACUUCAACCAGAGCACGUGCAAAGCAUUGUAGAAGGGGCUGGGCUGAGCAAACUUAAAAAACAAUCCACAUGGACUAGGUUGGCCCGUAUGGAUGUUGGGCCUGUGGAAUUAUUUAAAGAAGGAGCUAGGUCCAUAUUGGGGAAAAGGAACAUGCUAGCUAUGGGUGCUGAUGGGGAGGCAAAAGAUACAAUGAGUACAGGCAAGAGGGGGAAGAUUGUUCAAAGCCUUCACAAAUUAGUGAGGGAACAAGUUCAUAAUGUAUGUUUCUUGAAGGAAACAAGGUUAGAUAAAAAUGGUUUUAAGAAGCAUUGUGGUGACUUACCUUUUAAAAAUAAAUUGAUUCUGAAAAAGCCAAAUUCGGGUGGUGGGUUGGCAUUACUGUGGAAAGAGGAGAUGAACUUAGAUGUUAUUAAUUUUACCGAUAACCAUAUUUUAGCAAAGGUAGUGGAAGACGAUGGUUUUGUGUGGCACCUCACAGGGUUCUAUGGAUGGCCAGAGGCAAAUGAAAAGCGGAAGUCAUGGGCUCUUUUAACUCAUCUGCGGUCUUUCAUUGAGGGUCCUUGGUGUUGUAUAGGUGAUUUUAAUGCCAUUCUUCAUGCAUCUGAGAAGCAAAGUGCCCAUGCACCUUAUUAUAAUCAGAUGGAGGAUUUUCGGGUUGCUUUGGAAGAUUGUGGGCUGGUUGAUUUGGUGUUUCCUGGGCAUAAAUUUACAUGGACUAAUAGGCGGCCAGGUUCAGCCCAUACAAAACAAAGGCUGGAUAGAGCUACGGCUAAUAGGAUGUGGAUGGAAAAAUUUCCUGCAAGUUCGGUGUCUCAUUUGUUCAGCCAUGCUUCUGAUCAUUUACCUAUUUUGUUGAAAACUAUGAAGGAUCGGCAAGUUAGAGGAAGGGGGUUUGGUGGCUUCAAGUUUGAAGAGAAUUGGUUGUUGUGGGAUGAUUGUGAGGAAGUCGUGACUGAGGCAUGGGCAAAAGGUGGUGGUUACAACUCAGGUUUGAGGGGUGUUAGGGACUGUAUCCAAACUUUUGGGGCUGAAUUGUAUGCUUGGGGUUCUUCAAAGAACAAACCAGAAACUGAGGAGAUUAAGAGGCUACAAAAGAAAUUGGAAUUGAUGAAUGAAUGUGAGUUGACUGAAGAAAGCAGAAGUGACUUCCUACUGGAGGUGCUUUCCAGGCCAUAUAGCAGUGAAGAAGUUAAAGUAGCGUUGUUCCAAAUGGGACCAACAAAGGCUCUUGGACCUGAUGGUAUGAAUGCACUUUUUUAUCAAAAAAUUUGGCAUAUUGUGGGUAAUAAGGUGAUUGAUGCUGUGUUAGAUUUUUUACAUUCUGGUAAUAUGGAGCCUGAUGUUAAUUAUACUCAUAUUGUUCUGAUUCCUAAAGUUAAAGCUGAUCUUGCCACAGAUAAUUUCUUCUUCUCAAAGUGCUUUGUACCAGGUCGCCUUAUUACUGACAAUGUGCUUGUAGCCUAUGAGACUCUGCAUGCCAUGCAUAUUCGAAGGAAGGGGAAAAAGGGGGCUUUAGCCCUUAAGCGAGAUGUGAGUAAGGCCUAUGACAGGGUGGAAUGGAGCUUUCUUAUGGGUAUGAUGAUAAAAUUGGGUUUUCCGGAGGUUUGGGUGGAUAGGGUUAUGAGGUGUGUUUCUACACCAUCCUUCUCUGUUCGGAUUAAUGGAAAAGCCUAUGGCAAUGUCAUUCCUUCUAGAGGUCUUCGCCAAGGUGACCCGCUAUCUCCUUAUCUGUUUUUGAUAUGUGCUAAAGGUUUUACCUCACUCCUUGCUAAAGCAGAACUAGAUGGGAAGUUGCAUGGAGUGGCAGCUAAUAAAGAUGAAGUGCAGGUUUUUUCAGAUACCCUACAGCUUUAUGCUGAUGCUUCUGGCCAAUGCAUUAACCUAGAGAAGUCUUCUACUUACUUUAGCAGCAAUGUAUCUGUGGACCAAAAAGCAUGGAUUAUUGAUAAGUUGAAGGUGAAGGUCGUGGAAAGGUUUGAUUCUUAUUUGGGGCUGCCUACUUUGAUUGGAUGGAGGAAAUAUGAUUCUUUUGCUUUCCUUAAGGAACGAGUUUGGAAAAAGAUGCAAGGUUGGAAAGGAAAGUUGCUUUCUAGGGCGGGGAAAGAGAUUCUAAUAAAAGCAGUGACUCAAUCUAUUCCUACCUAUACGAUGGGGGUGUUUCAAUUGCCUGGAAAAUUAUGUGAUGAGUUGGAUGCUAUGUGUGCCAGAUUUUGGUGGGGCCAAGCAAAAUAUUUUCCGCGGUGUGAGUUCCUUGAGGCAAAGGAUUGUCAAAAUAGCUCUUAUGUUUGGAAGAGCUUGCUGGCUGCCCAACCGGUUUUGAGGAGAGGGUGUUAUUGGAGAGUGGGUAAUGGUGCUUCCAUCCAUGUUCUGAAGGAUUGUUGGUUAUCUAAUCAGCCAGCUAGAAAAAUUUUGUUCCAACCUGAGGAGGAUAUUUGGGAGUGGAGGGUUUCAGACUUAAUAGAUUGGCAGACCCACCAGUGGGAUAGAGAAUGGAUUCAGGCUUUAUUCCAUCAGUUUGAUGCUGAAGCUAUUCUUCAGGUUCCUUUGAGCAGGCGGGUUGUGCAAGAUUCCUUGGUAUGGUUGUUUACAAAGAAGGGCAGCUAUAGUGUGAAGUCCGGGUACCAUGUCGCUAAGCUAUUGAAGAUGGCAGAGAGUUCCUCAGGAGAGACUUCAGUGCAAAGAGCAAGCACUUCCUUAUGGUUACGGGUUUGGAAAGCAAAGGUCCCCAAUAAGAGGAACACGGUGUUGCAUGGGGGUGUUUUCCAACGCCCAUCACGGUCUCACCAACGUGCAUCAGAUUAUUUGAAAGAGUUUGUUGAGGCUCAAGACCAACUGAGUGUACCUGUAUUAGUCCACAUCCCUGCAAGUCAAGCAUGGCAGCCACCACAAGGAGAGUUCUUCAAGUUGAAUUUUGAUGGAGCCAGUUUUGAUAAUGGUGCGACUUCGGGAUAUGGUGCUGUUAUUCGCAAUAAGAAUUGGUGA
Molecule: messenger RNA, 3213 nt
Organism: Quercus robur (English oak)
Lineage: Eukaryota; Viridiplantae; Streptophyta; Magnoliopsida; Fagales; Fagaceae
Exons: 7
Coding region: 1-3213 (1070 amino acids)
Source: RefSeq, a predicted model, not a curated record